AUGGUGAUCAAUACCAUCGGCUUUGGGCUGGACUGCGAAAUCGAUAUUCAGAAGUCCAUCCAGAUGGUACGUGAGCAACGCUCAGGGCUGGUGCAGACGGAGGCACAGUACAAGUUUAUCUACAUGGCUGUCUCCCACUACAUCGAGACCACCAAGAGGAAGCUGGAUGAGAUGAAGAAAACAGAGACAGAAUACGGAAACCUGCACUUCCCAACGGCCCAGCACAGCAAAGCCAGCCGGAAAUCAUCAAAGAAUAAGGAGGAUGUGUAUGAGAACCUGAGUUUGAAGGGAGAGAAGAAGGGGGACAAGGUGAAGAAACAGAAAUCUGAGGAGAAAGAAAAAGCCAAGUCUGUAAAGAGUGGCUCUGUGCGCAAGAGAUAAGGUCAGUGGUGCAGCUGCAGGCCAGGGCAGCCAUCUUGGCUCAAUCUGUGCUCAAUUCAUACAGGAGGCCAAGGUGUUAGUUUCGUUGUUAUCAAAAGGCAUGGCCACCGACAGAGAACUGUGUGAAAUACUUUAUAAAAACUGCUGACUGGUAACAAAGAACUAGGUUUGACCCCAGUGGGCGUCCAUACAUUUCAUUUCAGUAUUGUCUGUUUAAAAUGAAAUGAAAGUUUUGAUAAUCUGUAAAAAAAAAAAAAGCCAACAGUGCCCUUGCCAGGUCCAGCAGGGAGUUUUUACUCACUGACACAGAUGGGUCUUAUUGCUGUUAUACAUCAUCAGAGGCUGGACGUGGCUCUACAUCACAGAGGAACCAAAGCUUAUCACAUCGUGUAUUCUCUUAUUUCAGGUGCUGCUGAAUUGAUGUGAUCGCUUUGCCUUUGAGAAAAACACACAGAGACACAGACGCACACACACUCAGAGACACACACACACACAAACAG
Polyodon spathula (Mississippi paddlefish) is the source of this 881-nucleotide messenger RNA. Its product is annotated as tyrosine-protein phosphatase non-receptor type 6-like. The transcript has 4 exons. Bases 1 to 381 code for a protein of 126 amino acids. Gene Ontology annotation, biological process: protein dephosphorylation. NCBI's taxonomy places the organism in Eukaryota, Metazoa, Chordata, Actinopteri, Acipenseriformes, Polyodontidae. Gene Ontology annotation, molecular function: protein tyrosine phosphatase activity. The record is from RefSeq and is a predicted model, not a curated record.